This is a messenger RNA of Penicillium riverlandense, 2793 nucleotides long. RefSeq lists its product as uncharacterized. The coding region runs from base 1 to 2793 and encodes 930 amino acids. NCBI's taxonomy places the organism in Eukaryota, Fungi, Ascomycota, Eurotiomycetes, Eurotiales, Aspergillaceae. The record is from RefSeq and is a predicted model, not a curated record. The transcript has a single exon.
AUGUCCUUGGAGAACGCGCGCGCAAUUCUGGGACCAGCCCAAGCCUCGAAGCACGACACCUCUGUUGAUGAGGCUGAAACACCACACGUCGAUGAAAGUCCCACACAGACCAGGAAACCCAGGCGGAUUGAUUAUAUUGACCGGGCUCUGCGGAACACCGGACAUCCACUAGGCGGAAGCAUUCGACCAAAGCGGCUUUCUCAUGAUAAGAGAACGCACCAGGUUCCAAAGUUGGGGCUCGAUGAUCCACAAGUGUCCUUGCAAACAAUUCUUGCAGACUAUAUUCAAAAAGUGGAUCCAUUGAUUGCCCGUGGCGCCGACACCGACACAGAUGGCCUGAAUGCCGCGCUCCAGGAAGUCUUUGGUGAGCGUCCCUACGAACAUCUUAGGUCCAUGGGUUAUGGCGCCUCCGAUGUGGUGUCUUGGGCCUGGAUCCUAAAGAGUCGGGACGCUCACGAGGCAACUUGGCGAUUAUUCACCUUCGAGGCGGAUCGCAGAAGCAGAACAGACACUGAUGCACCUGUGGUACCUUCUUUUAUUCCAUUUUUUCUCUUAAAGGGGAAGUAUCUGGGACGCCAAACUUUUCGCUUGCUCCUGAUUUAUUCUCUUCAUCUCAUGAGUGGACUACAGCUUCCAGUUGUGCAAACACAAGUAACCAACGCCGACUUCGACAAAUCCUCGCUACCUGAUACCUUCCAUCCCAAGAUUGAUACAGUGGCCUUCAUGGAUUUAGUCGUUAGCCUGAUGUUUCACGCUCGGCAAGUGUGGCCAGAGGCGCUUGUCACCAUUGCCCGGGCAUCUGUCCUUGUCUUGACAUCCUCAGACCAAGCAGCACAAUACACUGAUGCUGGAAGAUGCGACAGAUUCAAUUUUAUCCUUGGACUGCUGGCAAAACCAAUCAAAAAAGGCCCUUAUCGAUUCUUUUCGAUUCAGCAGCAAGCGCAAUUCGAGAUUCUCAAGGCCAUGGCUACACACGAACCGGUCGUACCAGUAAUACGACAAGGCUACCGAGCCCUCAUUGCAGUUCAGCUGACUCACAAGAAGACCGUGGAGGAACGUCAGUCUGCCGAGCUCAAGGCUCCCUCAUGGCCACCAUGGAAGGAAGAGAAACUGGGAAUUGAUUCGCAACGGGGAAAUGACGGGCGAUCUAGCCGUGCGAUGCUAGUCAUCGCGCAAAUGAGAGAAGCAGGCUACUGCCCUGGUCACUUGGAGAAUAUGUCCGCAGUCCUGGCCGGUUGGGAUACAGAUGGCAGCCCGACCGUGCAAACUCGUUCCUUGAUGCGACCACCAACGCGGAGCUUACAUCGUGCAAUUCAAAAUGAUCCGCAGCAUCCAUGGAUUUGGAUGGCACGAAUCCGCGCCACAAGGACUGUACGCGAAGCGUGGGCUUGCUUUCUGACCUAUCAAGAUAACGGCUUUCCUCCUAACGAGGAUGUUUACGCUGCCAUGGCUGAAAAGUUGAUCUAUCGAAGAAAGACCAUUGAACGAAAAUUUGACGACACCGCUCAUGCCCUACCGGGAGAUGGCCGCGAGGUUUAUCCAGAGCCAGCGUCUGCGCGUGACAUUAUCUACGUCCGCACGGAGCCACCCACACUGGAUGACCUUCUUGAGGAUAUGCUCUCAAAAGGGCUUCGUCCUUCGAGGAAAUUCUUGGCUCUUCUAUUGAGCACGGCUCCCAGUUUUCACUCGGGAUUACGUUACCUGAACUGCAGCACGAUUGGCCAGGCACAGAAGGAGGCCUUGACAACGGUAUGGAGGAAACCAUCUCAAUACCAAAGACAGGACCUCAGGUCUUUCCAUGGAAUUCCGGAUUAUCUUUUCGGGGCGUUCAUUGGCUUUCUGUGCCGGCAUACGCCUUUCGGUGAUGUUAACUCGCCCUAUCGGGCUUCCUCCAUUGGCGACCUUUUUCCCAUUCUUUUCCCCGACUUCCGGUUAUCUCAUUCGACUCAGAGUCUGUUCGACUACAACCGUCAUCUUCCACACGCCUUGCCUCAUGCGAUCGAGUUGACCAAGUUGCGAGACCACGCGUGCACGCCGGCCUGGUUGCAUAUUCUCGCCGCGCUGUCCCGCAAACGCACCCACAGACCGCGUCGGAAGAUCAAACGCAGUGCCCAGUGGAUUCUUGCCUGGCAUGAGACCCUCGAGGUCGUGGAGUUGAUGCAGAAGCAUUCCGCACAACCUGAUACCGAGGCACUGCAUUCUAUGUGCGUGGUGUUCACCAAGGCUGUCGCCGCAGGUCUCAAUUCACCUCACGAUGCCAAACAGGGGUUGAGAAUUGUCCGCAGAACCCUCCCUCCUCGGGCCAGUACUGACUUCGACGACAUGGUUCAGACUGGCCUCCGCACUUUGAAGGACCAUUUCGACCACCUGGUUAACUGUUCUCCCAAAUCUCCCGAGGCGGCGGAGCAGAGCAUUUUCACGGCGGAGCGUACCCAGUCGUCGCUGGCCGUGCCGCCCAUACUACAGGUUCCCACGCCAGCAACGCUACAUGCCUUUGUUCGGGCUCUGGGGACUGCAGGGGACGAUGAUGGCCUGUUGAACCUGUUGCUGUGGAUGAGUCGGUCAGCAGAUAUUCUUACCGAAACCACCGACGCCUAUAUGAGUGGAGACAUCAAGAUGCACCGCAUCUUAGUGGCCAUCCGAGCGUUCCUGGAAAAAGAAGAUGAUCGGGUAGAGUCGGCCUCGGCCUCCGUCGUGCAAGAAGCAUACGAUAUCAUCAGCCGGACGCCGGACUGGACGUGGCCGAGUGAUUGGGAAGUGCAGGAAUACCGGACCCCGUUGGAUUGUAUAUAG